AAGUUUUAUUUAUUUAUUUCAACGGUCAUAAUUAAAUUUAGCAAAUUUAAUGUCUUAAAAAACACCAAAUCAGUUGCGCAUCAUCACUCAAACAACACCUAAAUCAAAAAAAAAAAAAAACCAAAAACUAACUGCCUUUGCCCUGUCUGUGUAGUCAGUUUGAGUCUUCUUUUAAUUGGUUACUACUGUAUGUGUUGUUUAAAAUUACUGUUUCCUAUGAAGCUAGAAGUUAACACUACUGCCUUCAAAGAACUGUGAGUCAUUUGAGACUAAGAUUGACCAUAGCCUGGUGAUGUUUUUAGCUAAAGAACUUUGGCUUAAUAUGCUAUUAGUAGAAGGUUUUGGAUUAAAACGCUGAUUUUGGGGCGAAUUGGACCUUAAGAGAGUUGUUCAGGGGCUAAAUUGACUUUUUAAGCCAAUUCCAACGGUAUAAGUAACCAUUUACCGGGAGUCAAUCUUUAAUUUUAAUUUUUAACCCUACCAUUUGAAAGCGGAAGGAGUUAAUGGAGUUGUCGAUGUGCCAAUAUCAGACUAACUAGUUAUUGUGUCGUUGUUUCAAGGACAGCAAUUUUGACAAAUAUUUGGAUUUAGAUUGCAGAGAAAUGAUGAAUAGCGGCACAAAAGCAGCCAUUUUUAUCCCUCAAAGCAAUUGUUUUCAGCUGCGGGCUGCUCUCUUUCAUUCUACUCCUGUCCUUGAACGCAAAAGACGCAAUUUUUGGGAUUGUAGAUCUAAUGGUUAUUCCCGGAGGUCAAGGAAUCUGCACGGAAAGCAGUCAUUAUUGCGGAAUGUCAGUGCUUAUGCAGACUACUUGUUCCAGAGCUGGAAGGAUGAUUUUGAUGAAGAUGAUACAUCUUCUAGCAGAGGCACCUCAUGGUUUAGAAAGCAAUAUUCUAAGGGAUCCAGAAGAAACUCGACUGGCAGUCAGGGAUCCAGGCGUGCGGGUAGAAGUUUCCAGUUUUGCGAAGAUGAGGUUGAUGUCGAGAGCAUAUUCCGAUCUGCAUUUGGUGGGAAUCGAUACUUCUACUGGUCUUUCAUAAACGAAGAAAACCCCCAUUGGAGGAGAUCAUCUAACUACUCUAACUACUAUGAGAGGACCUGGCGACACCGAUUUGAACACGAUUAUGAUUCCUCACCAGAGUCUGAUAGUUUGGGGUCAGAUUUGGCUUCAGAUAGGCUUGCCCUCGGGCUGAGUGCUUCUGGUCCUCUUAAGAUUGAAGAUGUUAAAAAUGCAUAUCGGGCAUGUGCAUUGAAAUGGCAUCCUGAUCGUCACCAGGGCUCUUCCAAGGCUAUUGCAGAGGAAAAGUUCAAGCUUUGCAGUGCAGCAUAUCAAUCUUUAUGCGAUAAGUUGGCCCCCGCAUAGAGAUUGUCCUAAGCAUGUUUGUCUAUACUUGACCUCAAGUCGCUGGAAUUUCCAUGGGCAUGCUAGUAGAUGUAAUGUAGCCAGAGUGAAAUUCUUAUUCAAUUUAACAGUCGAUGAAGUUUCAAGAGGUGAUGGCAGAAUUGGCAUAAUUCUGCCCACGAGGUAUACAGCACAAUAACCAUCUGAUGAUGAUAGCAAUAGCAAUUUUUUUGACCCAAAUGUAUUAAUAAAGGUUUGUAGUCCAUAUAAUCAAGUUAGAUUUUAGAACAAAUUUGGUGAUCCCUAGUGCCAUUAUAGAUUGAUAAUUAUUUUCUGUCACUAGUCUUCAGCAGGACGAGCAUACAGAUAUAUGCGAAUCUCUACUUUCGGAGCUUAAAAUAUCUUGCACUUUUCAUUAUA
This is a messenger RNA of Ricinus communis (castor bean), 1760 nucleotides long. RefSeq lists its product as uncharacterized. The transcript is spliced from 6 exons. NCBI's taxonomy places the organism in Eukaryota, Viridiplantae, Streptophyta, Magnoliopsida, Malpighiales, Euphorbiaceae. The record is from RefSeq and is a predicted model, not a curated record. Bases 603 to 1361 code for a protein of 252 amino acids.